Molecule: messenger RNA, 501 nt
Organism: Hibiscus syriacus
Lineage: Eukaryota; Viridiplantae; Streptophyta; Magnoliopsida; Malvales; Malvaceae
Exons: 3
Coding region: 1-501 (166 amino acids)
Biological process (GO): translation
Cellular component (GO): ribosome; cytosolic small ribosomal subunit
Molecular function (GO): mRNA binding; structural constituent of ribosome
Source: RefSeq, a predicted model, not a curated record
AUGGCGUCGAAAACGGAAGUGAAGACCUUAAAUUUCUCAACCCUGGAGAGACUUCAACGGCCCCGACGCAUUAUAAGCGGAGAUUUCGUCAAUGCAUCUCGUUACCCCAUUCCAGUUACUGCUACUCAGCUCUUCUUCUUCCUAUUUGAACUGCAUCUGACUUCAGUUGAUACAAUGAGAAAAAAGAAUAGAUGGGAACAACAACAGCUCCUGUUCCUCAACGCUUCCAUAUACACCGUUGACGGUGGUCAAAGAGCUGUUGUAAGGGAUGUCCAAAGAGCCUUCGUCUACGACUCUUACACUUUGCCCAAGCUGUAUGUGAAGAUGCAGUACUGUGUUUCAUGCGCGAUCCAUUCCCACGAUGUGAGGGUCCGAUCCGGCACUGACAGGAGGAACCGUGACCCACCUCAACACUUCAUCAGACGCAGGGAUGAAAUGCCAAAGCCUGGCCAGCCUGGUCGGGGUCCUCGUCCUGGAGUUGUUGUUCCUGCUCGUGCAUAA